CUCUCUGCAGUCUCAGAGCUGAACACGCUGAAGAUAACGAGAUGAACAGAGAGAUGCUUUACGCUGCACUGAUCGUCCUCCUGCUGCCCAUCAGCACCCAGGCUGGAGUAGAUGUUUUCAACGUUCCUCCCAACAGAGUGAUGGUACAGGAGGAAGGGUCGGACUUCCUGCUGAGCUGUUUACCCACGAUCCUCAGCGCUACAAACCUCACCCUCCGCAUGGCUGACGGAUCUGCUCUUCCUCCUGACCUGAAAUUUACAGUCGAUCCCAGACGGGGAAUUGUGAUCCGAGCUCCGAGGCCCAGCCACAGCGGAGAAUACGUCUGCAGCGUGCUAGUGAACGCAGCACGGCGAGAUUCACCAUCGUUCCACAUCAACGUCAUGAAAAAAGUGCGCGUCCCUCCAGCCGUGUCCGUGGAGGUGGAUGAGUGCGUCCGAGUCGUUGGAGAGAAACUGCAGCUCACCUGCAACGCCAGCAACCACUAUCACUCCUUCACCAUCAAAUGGCAACACUCCAGCAAUCAGACACUUCAGGUGAAGAAGACGGUGAAGAGCAGCAGUAACAUGGUUCAGGUGAUGAGUGUGGUCACUCUUCCUCACGUGAACAAGUCUGAUGCUGGAAAUCUGACCUGCAUCGCCACAAACACAGCGGGAAAAAACUCCACCACCGUCUCGCUCCGAAUCGCAGAGAAGCCGUACGUGUCUCUGACGCCACUGAAGCCGAGCGGUUUAAAGUCCACAGUGGAGCUGAUGGAGGGUGAGACACUGGAGCUGAGGGUGGAAGUCGACGCUUAUCCCACCAUCCAGGAUGGGAGGUGGAGCACACCACGAGCUACAAACACCUCCACCUACGAGGAGACACUCGUCACCAUCCACAGAAGUUACAGACAAGUCGCUUCACUGUCCAUAAAGAGAAUCAGAGCAGACGAGAGCGGCUGGUACAGCUUUAAUGCCCGGGGUGCCAAUAUUAAUGCCACAACUCACAUUAAAGUCUAUGUAUACCAGAAGCCGAGUGUUGUGAUUGAAUGGAGGAACGGUUCUUUAACCUGUUUGGCCUCGGGUUAUCCAGCACUGACUGUUUACUGGCAGCAGUGUGAGAAGCUCCACAACACAUAUGACAGCUGUGAUAGAAACACAUCAUCUGUGGAUUUACUGAGUGAACAAUACACACUGCAGCAGCACGAUGAUUUCCAGCCUCACACAGUGCGGAGUGUUUUACUGACUCGCCUCCACAACACCACGGCCGAGUGUGUAGCUGUGAACACGGCUGGAGUCGGGCGGAGCGCGAUCAGCUUACCGCCCCUGCUCUAUGUUUCUCAACCUCCGCCUGAUGUCUGGACGUCUCGGAUUUUCCUCACCAUCGUCACAGCAACUUCAGUUACAGCGACGCUGCUCUUCAUUUUGUUGGGGGUUUGUGUGUACAGGUGUAAACAGAAACCGAAAUAUGAGAUCCGAUGGAAAAUCAUCGAGGUGAGCGAUGGGAAUAACUACACGUACAUCGACCCCACUCAGCUUCCCUACAACACCAAGUGGGAGUUUCCCCGAGACAGACUGACGUUCGGUCAGGUCCUGGGCUCCGGGGCGUUUGGUAAAGUGGUGGAAGCGACGGCGUUGGGUCUGGAGAAGGACGACCACGUCACUCAGGUCGCUGUGAAAAUGCUGAAGUCCAGCGCUCACUCGGAGGAGAAAGAAGCUCUGAUGUGUGAGCUGAAGAUUUUGAGUCAUCUCGGAUCUCACGCCAACAUCGUCAACCUGCUGGGAGCCUGUACACAUGGGGGUCCCGUGUUGUUAAUAACGGAGUUCUGCAGUCACGGUGAUCUGCUCAACUUCCUGCGCAGGAAAGCGCCGUGUUUUAUUAACUCAGUGUUUGACACACACGAGAUCUCCCACAUCUACAAGAACCUGAGGGAGAAGCAGAACCACGAGAGACGCGACGAGAUCAACAGUUACAUGGACAUGCAGCCAGGUCAAAGGUCAAGAGACUGUACACAGGGAGGGAAGAGCGGAGGACAGAGUGAUGUUUCAGCACUGAACAUGGACCGCUUACUGAGAUUCUCUGCUCACGUGGCUCAGGGCAUGAACUUCCUCGCAUCCAAGAACUGUAUCCACAGAGACGUCGCCGCUAGAAACGUGCUCGUGUCCGACUCUCUGGUGGCUAAGAUCUGUGAUUUCGGUCUGGCGCGUGACAUCAUGAACGACUCGAACUACGUGGUGAGAGGAAACGCGCGGCUGCCGGUGAAGUGGAUGUCUCCGGAGAGUAUUUUCGAGUGUCUCUACACGGUGCAGAGUGACGUUUGGUCGUACGGGAUUCUGCUGUGGGAAAUCUUUUCUCUCGGGAGGAGUCCUUACCCGGACAUGGUGGUCGACGCCCGCUUCUACAAGAUGAUCAGAUGUGGAUAUCACAUGUCACAGCCGGAUUUCGCUCCUGCUGAGAUGUACCAAAUAAUGAAGAUGUGCUGGAGUCUUGAGCCGACCUCGAGACCGACCUUCAGCAGAAUCGCCGAGCUGAUCAGAGCGCUGCUGCCCGAGAACUCAGAGCAACAGCAGCAGCAGUAUCAGAACAUUCAGCAGGAGAUCUCACAGACGUUUGAGUCGCUGCCGUGUGUAAAAGCCAAAACGAACGACAAUCAUCACGACAAAACGCCGGAAGAGCAGCGUCCACUCACACACUCCAAUAACUACCAGCUUUACUGAAACACCGGAAUCAGCACUUUCUGUGUUACUGUUAGCAUUACAGGAUAAACCCUCAAUCAGCGUCAGCAUUAACAUUAUACUUACAAACUAAAGACACGUGUAAUAAUAAUAAUAAUAAUAAUAAUAAUAAUAAUAAUAAUAAUACACUGAGAGUCAUGUGUUUCUAAAUUAAUUAUCCAUCAGGUGAAUGAAAGUGAUUAAACACAGCGAGAGUGUGUAAAUGUCCACACAGGGAGGCUUCCAAUAGUUUUAUACAAAUAGUCUGAAACAAAUAUCAUCAAAUUUAUCCACUUUAAUGAAGCUUUCUCUAAACGCCCACGUUUCUAUUAAAAAUAAUAACAUUGGAGUGAUUUUUUCCUCUCUCUCUGCGUAAACUGCCAGAUUCAGUGUUAUUUCAGGUUUUUUGACUUCAGGUUAAAUGUGUAUUUAAAAAGAUUUUAAUAUUAUUAAAAGUGAGUCUCUGGAUCUGUGCUGCUUCUUCUACUGAAAUGUCAGACGUUUAAGCUCACAGUAAAAUGGCAUCAAAUUAUUAACGCCCCGGGGACAGUUUUGUAAAUAUGUACAUGAUUUUUACUUUUUUGCAACAUAAACACUUUUCCGUUUCUUUUAUUUUCUCUUAAACACAUAUUUUGUUAUUUGAGUGAUUAUGAAUAUAAAUAACUUUCUGUUUCUAAACUGUAAGGUUUUAUCACAGAAAAAACAUUCUGUCAAAAUAAAGCAAAGCAAAGCAUAAAGACUGUGUGUUAAAAAUGCGUUUAUAUCAUUUUUUUACAGUAAAGUGUUUUAUUUCCACUCUCUUCACUUCUCAAACUUCUAAACAAACUUACACAAUAAAGUUUAUUAAAUAUAAA
Pangasianodon hypophthalmus (striped catfish) is the source of this 3544-nucleotide messenger RNA. RefSeq names its product colony stimulating factor 1 receptor, b (gene csf1rb). The record is from RefSeq and is a predicted model, not a curated record. Gene Ontology annotation, biological process: protein phosphorylation; multicellular organism development; osteoclast differentiation. Lineage: Eukaryota; Metazoa; Chordata; Actinopteri; Siluriformes; Pangasiidae. The transcript is spliced from 20 exons. Gene Ontology annotation, molecular function: macrophage colony-stimulating factor receptor activity; cytokine binding; ATP binding. Gene Ontology annotation, cellular component: signaling receptor complex; CSF1-CSF1R complex. Bases 42 to 2693 code for a protein of 883 amino acids.